AGACGGCUUACCAUAAAUCAUUAUUGAGAUGUUCGAAUAUGAUAGCGAAGAUUAAACUAAUUAUAACAACGAAGAAAAGGAAUUAGCAGCAAAACAGUUAGUUUAACAUGGGCGAUAUAAUGGACAACGUCAUAAUGGAACUUCUUUAUCAGAAUGUUCUCGUAUUCAUCAUCGGUGGUUUGUUGUUCGGCGCGAGUCUGUUCGUGCAAAAGUUUGGACUCAUUUACCAAUUCUUGCAUAAGGUUGACAAAGACUCCCAACAACACGGAGGUGAAAUUGUCGCUGAAACGUUGAAAGCUCACGGAGUUGAAUUUAUCUUCACGUUGAUUGGCGGGCAUAUAUCGCCCAUACUGGUUGCAUCGGAGAAACUUGGGAUCCGCGUCGUUGAUACGAGGCAUGAAGUGACCGCCGUGUUCGCUGCUGAUGCGGUGGCAAGGCUGAGUGGUAAAAUAGGGGUUGCAGCCGUCACAGCAGGACCCGGGAUAACGAACACGAUAACCGCCGUGAAGAACGCACAGAUGGCUGAGUCACCACUUCUGCUUAUGGGGGGUGCGGCCGCUUCUAUAUUAAAAGGUCGCGGUGCUUUACAAGACAUCGAUCAAAUGGUGUUACUCAAACCGCUUUGUAAAUACACGGCAACCAUUAAAAGGAUCCGAGAUAUUAUUCCAACGUUACAACAAGCUAUAUCACAAGCUCAAUCAGGAACUCCAGGUCCGGUGUUCGUUGAGUUUCCCAUAGACACAUUAUAUCCGUAUCAUCUCGUGCAGAAGGAAAUUAUGUCGUCGUCAGGGAAAGGUAUUAAGUUCUUUGGAAUCGAUGAUGGACGACAACAGCAUCAUAGUUGCCGAUGGUGGGGACUUUGUCGGAACAGCUGCAUACGUCGUGCGUCCUCGUGGUCCGCUAAGAUGGUUGGACCCCGGUGCAUUCGGAACUCUUGGUGUGGGUGGGGGGUUCGCACUCGGGGCAAAGUUGGUGUGCCCCGAUUCUGACGUUUGGAUAAUAUAUGGAGACGGGACGCUCGGGUACAGCGUGGCUGAGUAUGAUACCUUUCAUAGACACCAGUUGCCGGUUAUAUCUGUGGUUGGAAACGACGCUGGUUGGACCCAAAUAUCUCGCGAACAAGUUCCAAUGUUUGGUAGUAAUGUUGCUUGUGGGCUGAGGUACACAGAUUACCACGUGGUUGCCGACGGUUACGGUGGUAAAGGAUUUCUAUUGGACAAAGAUGACGAAAUAUUGGAAACUUUGAAGAAAGCUCAAGAAGUUUCGCGCAAGGAUAAAGUACCUGCGUUGGUGAAUGUGCUUAUCGGGAAGACCGCGUUCCGCGAUGGUUCUAUUUCUGUGUGAUGUCAUAAUCGUGUAAUAAAUCAUUUAUUGUUAAUAUAUCAAAUUCGCUGCUUUCAAACAAUUGAAUAAUCGUGAUUAUUGUAACCGUGAUUGUGACGUCAUAAAGUGAAUAAAAUGUUUAGAUGUCUA
Ciona intestinalis (vase tunicate) is the source of this 1473-nucleotide messenger RNA. The record is from RefSeq and is a predicted model, not a curated record. NCBI's taxonomy places the organism in Eukaryota, Metazoa, Chordata, Ascidiacea, Phlebobranchia, Cionidae.